GUCGGCGACCCCAGAGUUUACCUAUGUGGUACCCGUCGAAGAGCUUCGUUUGCUUCCGUGUUGCUGACAUGCUGUAGUGUAGUUGCUACCGGCGCCAAUCACUGUAGCGCGGGAGCGAGCGGUUGGCGGGAGAGAGAGGAUGGUGAUUACGGCGAGAAGAGGAUGGAGCUAACCGGGUCGAAUGCUAUCGCUUCGUCAUCCUGUUCCCCGCAUCCUCUUCCAGUGGUGGAGUAUGAGGUUUUCUUGAGCUUCAGAGGUCCUGACGUGCGCACGACUUUCGCAGAUUUCCUCUAUAGACUCCUGGAUCGUCCCAAGAUACGGACCUUUCUUGACGAUGAGGAGCUUCGCAAGGGGGAGAUGAUUUCCCUUUCUCUCGUCAAGGCAAUCGGGGAGUCCAGAAUAUACAUCCCGAUCCUUUCCCCAGGUUAUGCAUCUAGCAAAUGGUGCCUCCAGGAGCUAGCUCUGAUGGUGGAACGAUACAAGCAAGAUGAAGGUAGUCACAUCAUAUUGCCCGUUUUCUAUUUGAUGGAGCCUAGAGAUGUGCGACAUUGUAAGGGUUCCUACGAGGAAGCAUUGGAACAACAUAGAUUAAAAUAUGGUGAAGACACCAUUAGGGUCUGGAAGGAUGCACUCGAGGAGGUCGGGCAAAUGACUGGGUGGCGUGUAACCGAAUCAGAUAGACAGGGAGCAGUGGCAGAAAGCGUGUUCUCUGAGGUGUGGUCACACAUAAAGGGGAAUUACACAUUAUUGACGAAUGAGCUGAUUGGAAUCGAUUCUCACGUAAACCAUGUGAUGGAGUUGCUAAAAUCAGAUUUUGAAGGCGGCAUCAAUGUCGUUGGCAUUCAUGGUAUGGGCGGUAUCGGUAAGACCACUAUUGCCAAAGCCGUCUAUAACAAGGUCUUCACACAAUUCAAGCAUCAUUGUUUUCUAGAAGAUGUACGAGAAACACUAUCGUUGAAGAAUGACGGUGUUACAACUCUGCAAAGUAAGAUUAUUUCUAGCAUUCUAAGAGAUGAUCACAUGGUUAGAGAUGCUAGUCAAGGAAUCCACAUUAUAACAAAUAGAGUAUGCCCCCGCAAGGUUCUCAUUGUUCUUGAUAAUGUGGAUGAUCGGUUUGAGUUUGGGCAAAUCUUAGGCGAAGUAAGAAAAUUUUCUCCUGAAAGUAGAUUUAUCAUCACAACAAGAGAUAAAAGGGUGUUGGAGUUGCUUCAAGUAUCUAAGUUGUAUGAACCUAGUGGGAUGAGUCAUGACCACUCCCUUCAACUACUCCGAAGACAUGCUUUUAGAAUGGAUAACCCCCUAGAAGACAAGGCUACUUUGUGCGAAGAGUUUGUAAAAGUUGCUGGGGGACUUCCUUUGGCUCUUGAAGUUAUAGGGUCUCUUUUGUUUCGUAGAGAUAGAAAAUUCUGGGAGGCGAAGUUGAUAGAACUAAAGAGAAUUCCUCCCACCAAGGUGCAAGAGAGAUUGAAAAUAAGCUAUGAUGAGUUGAGUGGUAGUGAAAAACAAAUUUUUCUCGACAUUUCUUGUGUUUUUAUAGGAGAAAAUAAGGAAUUGCCUUUCUAUAUGUGGAGUGAUUGUAAUUUUAAUCCGGAAAGUGGAAUUAGUACUCUUAUUUUGAGGUCCUUGUUAAAGGUGGACGUGGAUAACAAGUUUUGGAUGCAUGACCAUGUACGAGACAUUGGGAGAAUGAUAGUUCGUGAAGAAGAUGAACAACAUCCUUGGAAGCGCACAAGAAUAUGGUCCAACGAGGAUGCUGUAGAUAUGUUAAUCAAUGGAGAGGGAGCCGACCUGGUGGAAGUUCUUAAAGUUGACAUGCGUUAUGAGGAUUUUGAACUCAUGGAGAAGGAAUUUCAGAACUUGUCAAAGUUGAGAUAUCUCGAAUGCACUCUGGAAGGCUGA
Messenger RNA from Linum tenue, 1899 nucleotides. Lineage: Eukaryota; Viridiplantae; Streptophyta; Magnoliopsida; Malpighiales; Linaceae. The record is from the annotation of a GenBank genome assembly.